AUGCCCGAACCUAGAGGUCUGCUUGUUGAUGAUCAGUCUCGAUGCGUUCAUUGGAACUCGAGAGUUGAUGUUAUUUGCUUCAAAUUUAAAUGCUGCCAACAAUACUAUGCCUGUCAUUCGUGUCAUGAUGCCCUGGAAACACACCAAAUUCAAAGAUAUAAAAUCGCACCAGGGUCCUCGGAACAUGUGGUACUGUGCGGUGUCUGUCGUAAAACAAUGACUUUUGAACAGUACCACCACACACUCAAGUGCGAUAAUAACCUUCAGUGUCCAUUUUGUUCGGCAUCUUUCAAUCCCAAUUGUAACUUACACUACUCCAUCUAUUUCGAUAUAUAG
This is a messenger RNA of Lachancea lanzarotensis, 336 nucleotides long. It is a transcript of the gene HOT13, whose product is annotated as LALA0S04e09494g1_1. NCBI's taxonomy places the organism in Eukaryota, Fungi, Ascomycota, Saccharomycetes, Saccharomycetales, Saccharomycetaceae. The transcript has a single exon. The record is from RefSeq and is a predicted model, not a curated record. Bases 1 to 336 code for a protein of 111 amino acids. Gene Ontology annotation, cellular component: mitochondrial intermembrane space. Gene Ontology annotation, biological process: protein import into mitochondrial intermembrane space. Gene Ontology annotation, molecular function: zinc ion binding.